GAGACCUAAAUCUGUCCGGCGAGCACCGUUUGACGAGGAGAAAAUGAUGAGUUGGAAUAGGGUUGAAGAAGAUGAGGAGUACAACCGUGCUGUAAAUCACUACUGGCGUCAAGUUGCUCUUACGGAUGGUUUCGACGUCGAAGGUAUCAAACAACCACCACAUCCGGUGAACUAUGGUGGAAUGAUUUGCAUCACUGUUCCAGAGGAAGGGUGGUGGGGACCUCCUUUUCGUAGGGAGGUCACCCUUUAUGCAAGAUUUGGUCUUCAUCGCUUCAAUAUGAAGGAGGGUACAAAGUGGGAGCUUGAUAAUAUCAUCAAAUUCAACGUCAGGACCCGAAAUCUUGCUUCUACUUUCUUCAUAACUUUGGCUGCAGACCGUCGGAGGCAAAUUCUCCAGGUUCGAGUCGAUGAAAUCAAAAAUGGAUCUGGGCGUUUGGAUCUGGUUUGUUCUAUUGCCAAAGUUAAAGGUGACCGAGACUUGGCAAGUGCUUUGAUCUUGCCUGGGACUGGUAAAGCCACGAAUUCGAGGUCAUGUGAUGUCAAUUCCGAAUCUGUUGGCUAUGCCGGCAUUAUGCUUAGAAAUGCUGCAAUAACCGAUAUCCGCGGUGGCAAUGCUACUAACGUUCAUGGGAUGGAACAUGGAUGUGGGCUUGGGUUUGGUCUUCAUCAGCGGUACAAAUCUCAGUUUAUGAAGGUUGUGAAUGUUGUUAGAGAGCAUUUCUUGCAGAAAUUGAAGGCGAAAAAGGACACGUCGGAUCUACUAUUGAUCAUAGCCGAAAUAACAGCGUACUUAGAUGACCGGAUGUAUCUCAAGGAACCUGAAGGAAGAAGUAUGAAGACGACGAGUACCUUGUCCUCCGAAUAUACUGCUGAAAUAAAUCAACAGAACGACAAUCAGAAUUACAAGAAUAAUUAUUAUAGAGGCUACUAUUGAUUUUAUGUAUCAUCUCAAUUUUCAUCAUUGUUGUAACAUAUAUAUGAUCACAUUAGUUGUCUCACAAGAAGCUUUCUUUUUCUUUUAUUUCACUAUUUUGUUUCAUUUAAAUUUCAGUAUUAAAGAAAUGGAAUUGAGUUCA
Messenger RNA from Arabidopsis arenosa, 1076 nucleotides. Lineage: Eukaryota; Viridiplantae; Streptophyta; Magnoliopsida; Brassicales; Brassicaceae. The record is from the annotation of a GenBank genome assembly.